Molecule: messenger RNA, 575 nt
Organism: Aspergillus fijiensis CBS 313.89
Lineage: Eukaryota; Fungi; Ascomycota; Eurotiomycetes; Eurotiales; Aspergillaceae
Exons: 1
Coding region: 96-419 (107 amino acids)
Source: RefSeq, a predicted model, not a curated record
GCCUUGGCUUUUACAAGAGUUGAGUCAGGGAAACAGGAGCACAAGAUGAGAUGGAAGAUCGGCUUGGCUUUUGAUGACGAUGACUUUAUGAUUUUAUGACACGAACAACCCGGAUAUCCGAUAGAUCGAAGCGUCUCUUUUUUGUUUGGUUUUGGUUUGGGUCUUGUUGCCCCCAUCUGAUGAAUGUGAUGAAUGCUCAUUGUGGAAGAAUGGAUUGGACGGAACUUGUCUGCGGGUGGGAUCACACAGGAACCACCCCGGAUGGGAUGAGUGCGUGUACUGUGUAUGUUUUGGAGGGUUGCAUUGCGGUGGCUAGCGGUGUCUUUUCUGGGAGGUGGCGGUGUGCAUUGUCGGACUGUCGGACUGCGACUGAAUGUGAUGUCUCACGAAUUGCUUAUGCGCUCAAUUGCUAUAGUUAGAUGUGCAGAAGUGCAGGUAUGUAUGUACGGUACAUACGGUGGUGAUUUGUCUCCUCUUCUUCCGAAGCCCAGUGUCUUUUUGACUGAGUGUGAUAUGAAGCCACGGUCAGAUUCGAUGUACAGUGAUUACCGACAUACUCAUAGUUACAACUCACA